Molecule: messenger RNA, 5053 nt
Organism: Limulus polyphemus (Atlantic horseshoe crab)
Lineage: Eukaryota; Metazoa; Arthropoda; Merostomata; Xiphosura; Limulidae
Gene: CDase
Product: neutral ceramidase-like
Exons: 18
Coding region: 30-2138 (702 amino acids)
Biological process (GO): ceramide catabolic process; sphingosine biosynthetic process; long-chain fatty acid biosynthetic process
Cellular component (GO): extracellular region
Molecular function (GO): N-acylsphingosine amidohydrolase activity
Source: RefSeq, a predicted model, not a curated record
UACAGUCUCAGUGUAGUGUGUUCGGGAUAAUGGUUAACUUCGAGUGGGUAAAGUGUGUGGCCUUGGUGGCUAUGGUUUCUUGUGGUGUAACAGUUCUUACCGAAACAAGAGAUGGAGUUUACAAGCUUGGUAUUGGAAUUGCCGAUAUUACCGGUCCUGCUGCCGAGAUCAACAUGAUGGGCUACGCCAAGAUGAGCCAAACAACAGGUGGGAUCCAUUUUCGUCAAUACAGCCGAGCUUUCGUUAUUGGUGACGGAAAUAACCGUGUAGUAUUUGCGAGUCUGGACAAUGGCAUGGCUUCGCAGCUCGUGAAACUAGAGGUGGUUAAAGCUCUCCAAGAAAAAUUUGGUGAUCUGUACUCGGAGAAAAAUGUUCUGUUAAGUAGUACUCACACCCAUUCGACCCCUGCCGGAUUUCUUCAGUAUGUCUUGUACCUCAUUAUGUCUCAAGGGUUUAUUAGACAAACAUUUGACGCCCAAGUGGAGGGCAUAGUUAAGAGUAUCGAACGCGCUCACGAGAACGUCCAAGAUGGCCACAUCUACUGGGAUCAGGGAGAAUUGCACAAUGCCAGCAUUAAUAGAAGUCCCAAUGCGUAUGAAAACAAUCCCCACGAUGAACGUGAAAAGUUCAAUUAUAAUGUAGACAAGGAUAUGUUUUUACUGAAGCUUACAGACCUGGAAAAUAAUCCAAUUGGGAUGAUUAACUGGUUUGCUGUACACGGGACCAGUAUGAAUAACACAAAUGACCUGAUCAGUGGAGAUAACAAAGGUUACGCAUCUCUCAAGUUUGAGCAAGAUUUGAAUAAAGACACCAUCCCAGGGAAGGGACCAUUUGUUGCUGCUUUUGCACAAAGCAAUGAAGGUGAUGUGACGCCAAACAUCCUUGGUCCAAGAUGUAUUGAUACUGGGCUUCCUUGUGAUACAUCUUCCAGCACCUGUGAUGGAAAGAAUGAAAAUUGCAUUGCCUUUGGUCCAGGGAAGGAUAUGUUUGAAAGUACUCAGAUAAUAGGACAACGACAGUAUGAAAAGGCAAAGGAACUGUUUACUGGUGCUUCCAAGAAACUCCAAGGGCCUGUUCAGUUUAUUCACCAGUACAUUGACAUGUCUAAUAUUGCUGUAAAUUACAAUGGGACUGAAGGUCAUACUUGUAAACCGGCAAUGGGGUACAGUUUUGCUGCUGGUACAAUUGAUGGUCCAGGCGAUUUUAACUUUCAACAAGGUACAACAUCAUCUAGUUCUUUCUGGAAUCUAGUAAGAGAUUUUCUUAAAAGGCCAUCUGAAAGUCUGAAGCAGUGCCAGCAUCCAAAACCCAUUCUUUUAGCAACCGGAGAGAUGUCUUUUCCCUACAAGUGGCAACCUGAUAUUGUACCAACACAACUUUUAAAGAUUGGAAGCUUGGUUAUAGUUGCUGUACCAGGAGAACCAACAACAAUGGCAGGUCGAAGAUUAAGACAAGCUGUUAAAGAGGUGUUUGAUGAAACUCUAACAGGUUCUGGUGAUGAAAUAAAGGUUGUGAUAGCUGGACUUUCUAACGCAUACUCCUCUUACAUAACAACAUAUGAAGAAUAUCAGGUUCAACGCUAUGAGGGAGCCUCAACUAUUUAUGGACCUCACACAUUACAAGCUUACAUUCAGCAGUAUCAGAUGCUUGCCAAUCACUUAGCUUUAAAUCUAGAGGUGUCUGAAGGCCCACUUCCACCUAACCUCCUUUCUAGGCAAAUUACACUUAAACCAGGAGUUAUAUAUGAUGGUGCUCCAUUUGGUCGAUAUUUUGGAGAAGUUGUUGAAGAUGUAGAUCCUGUAUAUGCAGUGGGUAGCCAAGUACGAGUGACCUUUGUCAGUGGACACCCUCGUAAUAACCUACAGCUUGAAAGAACUUUCCUUACUGUUGAACGUUGGAGUAACACCACCCACACCUGGGAUGUAGUUGCGACUGAUGCAAACUGGGAAACUAAAUUUCAUUGGCAUAGAACCAGUAGCAUAUUUGGAGAAAGUAGGGUUAUUAUAACAUGGGAUAUUCCAAGUGAUGCUUCACCUGGAACAUACCGUAUCAGACACUAUGGGCACAAAAAAAACCUUCUCCAGGUGAUUCGUCCUUAUGUAGGAACAUCAAGUGAAUUUGAUGUUGUUGCCAGUUAAGUUUACCAAAAAUACAUGUAACUUUCCUAAGAAGAGAACUAUUAACUGUACCCAUAACUAUUGUAUGUUUGCUAGCAAUGACUAUAUAAAACAUCAUUGAUUGAAAAUAAGGUAAUAUUUUUAUUUAUGUUCAUGAAAUCUAUAACCUAUGUAUAUAAAUAAUUACACAACUGUGUUAAAGUGCAUUCAGUAUAAAUGUCUGUUUGUAUCACAUGAUUUAUUCCCCCGUACUCUUUAAUAUUAAUGUAGUCGCGUUAGAAAGUUGUUAAUCAUGUUAAAUAAAGUCUGUUAACUAUGAGAGUUCUUGAAUAUUCUUACUAGACAAGAUGUAUUGAUGUCUUAAGACAAGUUAAAGUGUUUAUUUCUAAUUGUAAGAAAAAAAGGACAAAUUCCCAUUUGCAAUUUGACCCAAAAUGUCAAAAUCUAUAUAUUUUUUUCCCCUACAUUUAUCAAAAAUUGGGGUUUCUUUUUUUUCAAAUAAAUGAAAUUUGAUAGGAAGUAUUGGACCAAGAUUGCAAGUUUAUUCAUCAGUAAAAUAGUUUUCCAAAACAGACAGACAUCUCUAAGUAAAAUAAGAUAAACACUUGUAUGUUUCUGUUUGAUAAAGAUUGUUAAUGGACAGUGCUGCCUUUGGAAAGCUUGAGAAUUGGCAAGAUAUAAUACAAAUUUUAUCUUUAUCUCUUUGUCCACAAGACAUUUUUAGGGCAAAGCUCUAUACUCUAUAGAUUGAGAAGUUUCUUUAUGUAACUUUUGUCUUAUGGAGGAAGGUUUUACAUCUUUGAUGAGAAAUAGCUUUUCUUAUCCUUAACUCCUGCUAGAUAAAGACAUUAAUUCUCAAGUUAUAAGGAUGUGCCUUAAAAUUCCUAUUUGACAAAGAACUACAGAAAAACUUAUCUUAGUAAAUGACUUUUGGUUACUUCUUAGUCUUGAAUAAAAACCAAAACUAUUUUUGGUUUUACAAGCACAUAUCAAGGUAGCAUUAUUUGGUAGAAUAACUUUUUCUUUUUUUCUCCUGACAUGUUAUUCAAGAAGUUUUUUUGUUUUUUUUUAUUGAAGUAAGCUCUUUCUACUGAUCUUAAAUUUUAUGUUUACUUCAAAUAAUAAGCAUUCGCUAGUUAGCUGUAGGACUGAAAUGUACUGACAUUAUAAAAAAACAAAAACAUUCUUGAUAACUUGCAGAAUAUUUUAAGUAUAAUUAUUAUUGUUGCUUUGAUUAUCUAAGUGACUUAGACCGUCUGAAUACUGACAAUUUUCUUUGUUGAGGAGACUAAACAAACAAACGUCAAAUCCUUAUUGUCAGGAACAUUCUUUCUGAGUUAUAUAAUAUGACUGAGUCAAGAGGCACUUUUGAAUACGAAUGUACUGUGGGAGUUUAGAAUUACUGUCUUAUUUCUAGGGCAUUUAAUACCAUGCUUAUAAAUAUUCAGUAAAUUACUGUCAGAACAUGUUAAUGUAUAUGUGAAUGUGUAUAUUUAAUAAAUUUGAAUAUUUAAUGGCCAUUAGUUCAUUGUUUGGAAAAUGUGUACAUUUCUUGUUGAAUAAUGAAGUUUCUCAAAUUAACUGGUCAAUGUACACAUUAUCCAGUAGUAAUUAUAUAUUAUCUGGUAAGUUUGCAAAAUUGUUUUACAGAUUGUUACAUUAUGUACAUUCUCUAACGAUAUUGAUUAUUAUGCAUAAUAUCCAAAGAAUAUGCAGACUCUUUGCUUAUGCACAUUCAUUGUACUAGAUACGUAAAUAUACAUGUAAAUGUAAUUUAGCUGGUUUACGUUAUAAUUAUGUUUAUGACUGAAAUAAUAACAGAAGUGAGAGUGUUGGUCAGUUAUGUUAAGUUUGAAGAAGUGUAGAGACAAUACAGUUAAUUGUACAAGACUGUUAAAGGUUCCAGUUGUACUUUGAAGUUUAAUCCAUAGGGUACGGUCUGCCUCUGGGAAUUGAAUGCGAGUGUGCUGUACACAGUGUAUGGCUCGCAAACAUUCACAGCAUGUUUAAAGGAUUAUGUCACUAUUUAUUCUGCCUGGGAAUUGAAUGCGAGUGUGCUGUACACAGUGUAUGGCUCGCAAACAGUCAGAGCAAGUUUAAAGCAGCCACAGUCAAAGGAUUUAUUCUGCUGAAAUAUUUAAAUAUUUGUACAUUAACAAUUUAAGAUUAUUUUACAAGAUUUGAAACGCCUAAUUAUACUGUAAUUUCAUCAAAGUAUUGACUUGAAAUCAUGAUACGAGACUAUCGAUACUACAGUGUAACAAGAGACUGUUGUGAUGCUACAGUUGAUACACUGCUUUAACAAAACACUGUUGUGAUGCUACAGUUGAUACAGUGCUUUAACACAAGUUGACAAAACACUGUUGUGAUGUUUUGGUAAGUCUAGUUGAUACAGUAUAGAUCUGUGUAAAGCAUCAUUAUGCUUACAUUACUUGAGCAACUAAUACUUGUAAUUGUGAUUGUGGUUACCAAUGUUUGCAGUACUUUGAUUAAAAAACGUUAACACUUUUGUCAUGAAGAGACUAAACAAUUUUUGUCAGUAUUUCCUUUGUCCACGAUAUUUCAUAAUCUACAAUGUUCAAACCAGAAAGACGAGCAAUCAAGUAAGAAAUAAUGUAAAAAAAGAGGUAAUCAUCUGAUAAAACGUUUCCCUCUUCAACAUUUAUUGAAAAAUUGGUCAUUAUUUAUAUAAACAAACAUUUGAUGUAUUCAGUGUGAAAGCUGUGACAGACAAUCUUGUAAAUUUUGUAGCUAUAGUUCUUACUUCUACUCUUGGAAAUAGCCAUGUAUUUUUUUUAAUUAGUCAUUAAUCCAAAAGUUGUGAACCAAAAUAUUUGUUGUGAUUUACAAGUCGUAGUAACUUAAGUUGAAAUACUUUGAUCCAAGUCAAAUUUUUCCAAUAAAGUCAUUUGUUGAAAUAAAAAAUAUACACAUGC